Lindgomyces ingoldianus is the source of this 1908-nucleotide messenger RNA. RefSeq lists its product as uncharacterized. Bases 1 to 1908 code for a protein of 635 amino acids. Gene Ontology annotation, cellular component: post-mRNA release spliceosomal complex. NCBI's taxonomy places the organism in Eukaryota, Fungi, Ascomycota, Dothideomycetes, Pleosporales, Lindgomycetaceae. Gene Ontology annotation, biological process: mRNA splicing, via spliceosome. The record is from RefSeq and is a predicted model, not a curated record. The transcript has 5 exons. Gene Ontology annotation, molecular function: RNA lariat debranching enzyme activator activity.
AUGUUAUUAUUCCCGGCUGUUUUUGACAAGCUAGCUGGCCUUCACGCCAAAAACAACUUUGCCUUCGCCCUGGUGGUCGGAAAUCUCUUUCCAAAUCCAGAUACUGCAACCACCCAAGAUAAUUCCAAUAUCCAGUCUCUCAUCAAUGGAAAUAUUGAUGUCCCUUUGAUGACUUACUUUGUGCUUGGCAAUAAGGCCUUCCCGCCUGCCGUCGUGCAAAGGCUUGAGUCAGCAGAUGAUGAAAUCUGCCACAACCUGUACUUUCUCGGAAAGCGGAAAGUCAUAAAGACUUCCGAGGGAAUUCGUAUCGUAUGUCUUGGCGGUCAACUUGACCCUGGCAUCAUAGCAGGAGAGUCUAAGGACAAGUAUCCCCCGUACUACAGUGAAACCGACACCAAGAUACUUCGAGGAGCUAAGACUGCCGAUAUUCUCAUCACCAAUCAAUGGCCUGCUGGAAUACGUGCCCGAUCCAAAGUUCAGUUCCAUGCUGACGAGGAGCCGCUCGCCCAGCAAUGCCUUACCGAUCUUUGUGCUACCAUCAAACCAAAGUACUACUUCUCGACCUCCGGGGGAACAUUCUACGAGCGUGAGCCUUUCUUUCAUACACCUAGCGAGGAAACCGACGGACUUUAUCCUAUCACCCGUUUCAUUAGUCUCGCAUCGUAUGGAAACGAGAAGAAGCAGAAGUGGAUCUACGCAUUUUCGCUCGAUCCCACCGCGAGCAACCCGAUCACGGUACCUGCAGGAUCCACUGCCUCACCUCUAUCUCUGUCAGAUAAGAAAAGGGGUGUUCAGGAUAAUCACGAAUCAUCCGGUCUCGUCUACGAAGAUAAUCAUGGUGGAAGGCGGCCACACAAAAGACGUCGACAUGAACGCAGAGGCCCACCAACUGCCGCAGAAUGCUUCUUCUGCUUAGCCAAUGACAACGUCGCAACUCACCUGAUUACAUCGAUAGGUGAUAACUCAUAUAUGACCACCGCGAAGGGCCCUCUUCCCAUGCCCACGACCUUUCCAGAACUCGGCUUCCCAUCUCAUCUGCUCAUCAUACCUCUGAUACAUCAGCCAACACUAGCCGCGAUGGAUGAAGACGAUCGUCACGCUACCUACGAAGAAAUGCAGAAAUACCGCUCCGCAAUGAACAGCAUGCUCAAGUCUCGUGCUGGUGGCGAAUACGGCUCUGUUACGUGGGAGGUGAGCAAAUCUAACCUCCCACAUACCCACUGGCAAUAUCUCCCAAUUCCUGCCGACUUCGUUCGCAAGGGCCUCGUCGAAGCGGCAUUCAAAGUCCGAGCGGAACAGUUGAAUUAUCCGUCUUUCAAGAGUAUUGACGUUGGCGAUGGCUUUGAAGAAUCGAGUGAUUUCUUUAGGGUGAUGAUAUGGAAUCCCGAUCACCCAGAGGAUCAGUUUUCCAGCUUCAUCUUACGAUUUGAUGAGAAGAUCCGGUUUUCCCUGCAGUUUGGAAGGGAGGUGAUAGCGAAGCUAUUGAAACUUGACACAAGGGUCGACUGGCACGAUUGCGGGCAGACGCAACCGCAAGAGGAAGCAGAUGUCGCCGGCUUCAAAGAGGCGUUCAAGCAAUUUGACUUUACAGAAGACUACAAAGGAACUAGGCCAAGACCCACACCGACAUCGCUCCUAAUAUCACAACUCCCAGACCCCGGAAUAACCAAGACCCGAAUUCCAGGCCAAAAACUGUGGAUUACGGCACUAAAGGGUUGGCACAGCAAGCAACGGUCUAGCCUGGUCUCACCAAGGCUUGAUUACCAGAGCGCUGGUACCCUCUCAUUUUGCUUCGACAUCGAGGGCAUCUUUAUCACCCCAAAAACCCCACUUUCUUCGCGGGUUUUCGAAGAAUGUGAGGAUCGGAUAUUGAGUGACUGGGCGGGAGUUUUCCGAAGUGAAUGUUAG